AUGGCGCCCUUAAAACUUUUGCAGGAAAUCCAGGUUCGCUCAGAGGGGAGUGUUGAUGCAAAAGACCAAUGGUACAUGAUUGCAGCUGUUGCAAUGGCGGCUGCAGGCGCUGGUCCCGACGUGGCUGAACUGUACCAAAUGGUGACAAAGGGAAUGAGUCUCCCUGACGAGAAGCACGUACAGAGGAGACUCAAAGAGGCAGUUUUGAAAACAAGUAUUUUGUAUGGAGUUCCUCGUUCUUUGCAGGCUCUCCUGCCUCUUUUCGCGACUCUGAAAGAGGAGCAGAUUGAUCACUACGGUCCCAGGACGGAGGCUUUGAAGAAUGGGGAGACAAGCGCGGAGCGACGUGAACGUGGUCGGCGCCAUUUUGACACUCUCUGGACACCUGCAGCAGCACAGUCAAACCGAGACAAGAAUUUCAAAUACCAACCAGACCUAUAUCUGCUGAAUCUGGAGGCUAUAUAUGAGCAGUGGUUGAGUGAGGAUACCAUAUUGAACGCGGUGGAAACUCAGAUGUGCACCACGGCGGCAUUGAUCUGCUCCGGAUCUCCACAGCAGGCAAUGUGGCACACGAGGGGAAUCGUGAGACAUGGGGGUAGUAUAGAAAUGGCGCGCUUUGCCCAGGGCAUAGCAUUGGAUAUUGGACAGGCCUAUGGAUGUAAAGUUGAUAACGUGGUGAAGGCCGAUUAUAUCGACUAUGACGAUCGCACACCUCACUAA
This is a messenger RNA of Penicillium manginii, 720 nucleotides long. RefSeq lists its product as uncharacterized. The transcript has 4 exons. The record is from RefSeq and is a predicted model, not a curated record. Bases 1 to 720 code for a protein of 239 amino acids. Lineage: Eukaryota; Fungi; Ascomycota; Eurotiomycetes; Eurotiales; Aspergillaceae.